Molecule: messenger RNA, 7730 nt
Organism: Pristis pectinata (smalltooth sawfish)
Lineage: Eukaryota; Metazoa; Chordata; Chondrichthyes; Rhinopristiformes; Pristidae
Gene: kif16ba
Product: kinesin family member 16Ba
Exons: 26
Coding region: 208-4173 (1321 amino acids)
Biological process (GO): microtubule-based movement
Molecular function (GO): microtubule motor activity; ATP binding; phosphatidylinositol binding
Source: RefSeq, a predicted model, not a curated record
GGUUGUUUGAUUUCGAAACCAACUGGCGGUGUUGACAAUGACACUGCGGCGAUGGUGGUGGCGGCCGGAGUUGUGCGGAAAGUUUUAAAUGCCCGUGGAAAGCUCGGGUGGGGGCCGGAUCGUUAUUUAUCGCACCACGAGUCGACACUUGGGGGAAAAAAAACACUCUUUUGGAGCAGGCACCAUAAAAGGCGGAAGUGAUGAAUCAUGGCCUCGGUGAAGGUGGCGGUGCGGCUGAGACCAAUGAACCUGAGAGAAAGGGAUCUGGAUGCCAAAUGCAUCAUACACAUGGAAGGGAACAAGACAACAAUCACAAACUUAAAGAUCCCAGAAGGAAGUUCAGGUGAUUCUGGACGAGAGCGGAUAAAAACAUUUACUUAUGACUAUUCUUACUGUUCUGUUGAUUGCAGAAGUCCUAAGUUUGUGUCUCAGGAAAAGAUAUUCAAGGAUCUUGGCAGUGAUGUCCUUAAAGCUGCCUUUGAAGGCUACAAUGCAUGCAUCUUUGCUUAUGGCCAGACUGGAUCUGGUAAAUCAUAUACAAUGAUGGGAAACCCGGAAGAUGUAGGCUUGAUACCUCGAAUUUGCCAAGGGCUAUAUGACAGAAUUGCUGGGAAGUCUAAUUGGGAUGAAGCUUCAUUUCGCACAGAAGUAAGCUACCUGGAGAUUUAUAAUGAACGGGUAAGGGACCUGCUCAGGAGAAAGUCGACCAAAACAUACAAUUUAAGAGUGAGGGAGCAUCCAAAGGAAGGGCCAUAUGUGGAGGAUCUGUCAAAACAUUUGGUGCAGAACUACAGUGAUGUGGAAGAACUUAUGGAAGCUGGAAAUAUCAAUCGAACUACUGCUGCUACAGGGAUGAAUGAUGUCAGCAGUCGAUCCCAUGCCAUUUUCACCAUCAACUUCACUCAAGCCAAAUUUGAUGCUGAAAUGCCUUGUGAAACAAUUAGCAAGAUUCACUUGGUUGAUCUUGCAGGAAGUGAAAGAGCUGAUGCCACAGGUGCAACUGGAGUAAGAUUAAAAGAAGGAGGGAAUAUAAAUAAGUCUUUAGUCACACUGGGAAAUGUCAUUUCUGCUUUGGCUGACUUAUCUCAGGAUGGGGCAAAUUCUCAAACAAAGAAGAAACAAGUGUUUGUGCCUUACAGAGACUCUGUUUUGACCUGGUUAUUGAAAGACAGCCUUGGUGGAAACUCCAAAACAAUUAUGAUUGCCACUAUUUCACCAGCAGAUGUCAAUUAUGGAGAAACACUGAGUACACUUCGCUAUGCAAACAGAGCCAAAAACAUCAUUAACAAGCCAACCAUUAAUGAAGAUUCUAAUGUCAAGCUUAUUCGUGAGCUGCGUGCUGAAAUAGCACGACUAAAAGCUUUACUUGCUCAGGGGAAUCAGAUUGCAUUGUUGGAUUCUCCGACGGCUUUGAGCAUGGAGGAGAAGCUGCAUCAAAACGAAGCUAGAGUUGAAGAAUUGACUAAAGAAUGGACAAAUAAAUGGAAUGAAACUCAAAAUAUUCUCAAGGAAGAAACCUUAGCUCUUCGAAAAGAAGGAAUCGGUGUAGUUUUGGAUUCUGAAUUACCUCAUUUGAUUGGUAUUGAUGAUGACUUACUUAGUACAGGAAUUAUUUUGUACCAUCUCAAGGAGGGCAAAACAUAUGUUGGACGAGAAGAUGCCGCUACUGAGCAAGAUAUUGUUCUCCAUGGUCUUGAUUUAGAAAGUGAACACUGCAUCUUUGAAAACCUGAAUAACAGAGUAACUGUAAUACCGCUGAAUGACGCACAGUGCUCUGUCAAUGGAAAUCCUAUUAACGAGCCUACUCAAUUAAACCAAGGAGCUGUCAUAUUGCUGGGGAGAACCAACAUGUUCAGGUUUAAUCAUCCUAAAGAAGCUGCUAAACUCAGGGAGAAGAGGAAGAGUGGAUUGCUGUCUACUUUUAGUUUGUCUAUGACAGACCUUUCCAAAUCAUGUGAAAGUCUUUCAACCGUCAUGCUUUACAACCCAGGGCUUGAGUUUGAGAGACAACAGCGAGAAGAACUGGAAAAACUGGAAAGCAAGAGGAGACUAAUUGAAGAAAUGGAAGAAAAACAGCAAACAGAAAAAUCAGAAUUGGAGAGGUUGCAGCAGGAGGUGGAGUCGCAACGCAAAGAGACUGAAAUUGUGAAGCUUCGUAUCAGAAAACAAGAAGAAAGUCUGAAACGCAGAAAUUUAGACAUUGAAAGUAGGCUUAAAGAUUUGAUUGCUGAAAAAGAAAAAUUUGAGGAGGAACGGCAGAGAGAACAACUGGAAAUUGAACUGCAAAAGAAAAAACAAGAAGAGGAAAUUUACAUACGGGUUCAAAAAGAAUUACAGAAAUUACAGGAACUCCAUGAGCAAGAGAAAGCAGGUAAACUGGAAAUUCUUCGAGAACUGGAGAAGCUUAAAAAAGAAAAGGAUGAACAUAGCCUGAAACUAGAACUAGCAAAAAGAAGACUGGAAGAAGAAGCAAAAGAUCAACAGUCGCUUGUUACACGACUGGGUGAACAGCUCAGAGAAAAACAGGAAACUAUCCAGCUGCUCAAACGAGAUGAUGUGCAAAGCAUUGAUGAAGAAAAAAAUAUCCUGGAAGAAAUUAGGGAAGUUUUUCUUAAAGCUAAAGAAGCUAGACCUAGUGGAGGUGAAGAGCCUGCAGAUGUUCAAAGAGCAAAGCAAAGAUACAUGGAUCUGAAGAGAAUACAGCUGGAAAAAUUCACAGCUUUGGAAGAAGAUGCCUUUUGUCAAAAAGAGCUUCUUGAAAAGGAAAUUAUGAUGGAGCGUGAAGUUCUUGACCAGCUAAGGCAUAUGCAUCAAGGAUCUGUGAACAUUCUUCAGAAAGAUGGUGAGAGUAAUGCUUUCGAUUCAGGUGAAUUGAUUGAGGCAGCAGAGAAGGAAAAAGAGGUUGAGCAAAGGUUGCUGAACAAAGAACGACAACUGGAUUAUUUGAUGGAAAACCAUUUGCCUUCACUGACGGAAGAAAAGCAAAGAGCUGCAGAUAUCCUCGACCAAGGCCUCCCUAGUUUGGAUGUUGUACUUUACCAGACAGAGAAGGAAAUUGAAGAAAAGGGGGAGCAAUUAGCGCAAUACAGAGCUAGUACGGAUCAGCUCCAGCAACUCCAACAAACUUAUGAAUUUACAGCUAAUAUAGCUCGACAAGAGGAAAAGGUUCGAAUGAAAGAGAAAGAGAUCAUUGAAUCACGAGAAAAACAACAGAGGGAGGCACUAGAGCAAGCUGUAGCCAAAAUAGAAAAGAGACAUUCUGCUCUUCAGCGUCACUCAGCCAUUGACCUAGAGAUUGAAGAACAGAAGCAAAAACUAGCAACAUUGAAUAGCUGUGAAGAAGCAGAUCUUCGAGACAGUCUGGAGGCAGAACAGAAAGCCCUGGAACAAGACAGAGAAAGACUAGAGCAAGAAAUUCAGCAGCUGAAGCAGAAACUUUGUGAAAAUGAUGUGGCUCUAAGGGUCUGUGGAACCAUGGAAGAGAAAUCAUCCCACGCCAGUCCUGCUAGUCCUAAAAGAUCUUCAUCAGUUACAAUUCCAAUAGCUGAUGAUAGGCUAAAUGCAUACAUUGAAGAAGAAGUUCAGCGACGACUAGCAGAAAAGGCAAAAUUACAAAAAUAUCAUGAAAUGAAUGAUGCAGCUGGCCUCUCCCUUUCUGUGGAGCAGGAACAUGGGAAUCUUCAGAAUAAUAUGAACCAGCGCAAGCUGAAAUAUGAGCGCCUCUUUUCUCGAUCACUGGAGAUUGGUCCAGGUAACCUGAAGGAUCCUAUUAAAAUUAGUAUACCCCGUUACGUCUUGCGUGGACAAGGGAAAGAUGAGCACUACGAGUUUGAGGUGAAGAUAACCAUUUUGGAUGAAACUUGGACAGUGUUUCGACGUUACAGCCGGUUUAGAGAACUGCACAGAACAAUGAAGAUGAAAUAUCCAGAGAUCGGCGGUCUAGAAUUUCCACCAAAAAAGUUAUUUGGUAACCGGGAUGAAAGAGUAAUUGCUGAGAGACAAUCCCAUUUAGAGAGAUACCUCAGGAACUUUUUCACAUUGAUUUUGAAGUCUCCAACCUCACCACUGAACCUACACAAGGAGGAUUUUACACUGUCAAAGCACACCCUUUGUGAGUUUACACCAUUCUUCAGGAAAGGAGUUUUUGACUUCAGUAGUCAUGGGACUGGGUAAUUAAAUAAGACAAAAACGGGUAAAGCUUGAAGUACCAGGACCAAAAGCAGUGCCUUUUCUCUAUCCAACUAAAAUCUUCUAAAUACGCAGGCAGAUUAUUUUAUGAAGAGCAUCUCCAGUUUUGUCUUUAUUUAGUAUUGAAAAGCACUACCAUAUAGUUUAAAGUAGUAAUCCACGUAUACAGUCAAUAGGCUCCUUUACAUUAUCUUCCUCCAUAGUUCACUGAAUAAAACUCCAGCAUCUAAAUGCAGAGGCUUGCAUUGUAAAUAUUUGCACUAAACAAGUUAAAAAUUACUUCAUGCCCUAAGUCCACUGUUUACCUCGAUAAUAAUACUUAAAAACAAUGAUAUUCUUUCAUCAUAAUUAUUGCUUAAACAUUAAUUGUGUCACCAAAAAAUACAGACAGAGUUCAAGAUCUUUUUUGUUCAGAAAUAAGAUUACAUGUUUACGAUGGUUCUGUAGUGACAUUUCUGGACAAAAUAAAUGUUUGAUUAAAAUAUUGUGCAUUUUUGUACCACUAGUUUAAAAAAAAUUGCUCUAAGCAUGUGCAACUAUGGAUGCCAAUGGUGCCCUGAGUUUACAUAAUGUAUAGAUCUUCCAUUUCUGCUCUUUUCUACUUAAUUCCCCAGAAAAAAGUGGUAAAUUUAAUUUGAGGGGAGUUAGAAGCUCACCUCUAUUUCAAACAGUGUAGUUACAGCCCUCGCAACUACAGAAAUUUAAUUAAAUGCAACAAUCUCUUGAUUCAGCAACCAGCUUCCUACAUUGUCCAAGCACUUGUUGCAUGGAGUUUGCAUUAAAUUUUGAAAAAUGUAGAACAUGUUUGAAAAUGUUUCCCAGUACAAAAACCUUUUUACUAAAUAAGUAUAGUUGUAGUGCAAUUAUAAGAUUCUACACACUCGUAUUAUAUCAGCAACAUGUGUAAUUGCUUCAUUUAAAAGUGAUGCAGAUAACUUAAAAUAAAAACAAAAUGCUGAAACUAAUCAGGUCAGGUAGCUGCAGUGGAGGGAGUAGAACAAAUGUUGAUUGUUGUUACUUGGUUGUUUUUCCUCCUGUUAAAUAUCCUGCAUAAUUUGUCACAUUGAGUUCAAGAUGGACUCUAGUAAAGAUCCUAAUAGUUACAAAUAAUGCAGAAAUUAACAAUCAUACCUGCACAACUAACAAUUUCAAGAACCAAUCUGAUCCUUUUCAUUGAAGUGUAAAAGUCAUUCAAUUUAAAACUUGGUUACAAUGAAACUUUAGCCCCAUAAUAUCUAACAGGAGAGAUUCAUACGAAUGGGACAUUAAUAUUACAUGGGAAACACAAUGUAAUUUCUUUCAAUCACAUUUGAACUCGUUAAGCAAAGUUUAGGAAUACACGUUUCUAAGGUCAAGCAGCAAAACAGAUCUGAGGUUUCAGGUCAAAUAACCUUUCAAUAGAACUGAAAAAUUGAACUGUGUCAGCAAUGAGUUAGAUAUUUAAUUCUGCACUUCCUAACCUGUUCUCCAGUCUACAAGACAUGUCUCUCUUUUAUUUGACCACUAUCACACUGUCAAAUUUAACACUCCCCACCGUUUUAAACAACCAUGUGCAUUGAUUUACAUAGUGCCUUUUAAAGGGUAAAAUGGCCUAAGGCACUGAAUCCGAAGCCACUUGCUGAGAUUUCUCCCUUCAAUGAGUUGCAACGGUCCAUUCAUUCUACUGCAUUAGCUAUGAUGCCCUGUUAGGAAUGAGAAGUUACAGAGAAUCUGAGACUCAAGCAAAGUCGGUUUGAAUGCAAGGGAAUGGUUAAGAACUAUGAGGGAGGAGGAAGUUUAUGCGCUAGAUUUGCUGGCCAACUUCCCCCCCACCAGUAAUCCCCCACGCCACAUUCUGGAAUCCAGCUGUCUGGAGCUGGGGUGAUAGCCCCACCCCCAGAACACCCCUAAAUACCUUCAUGAGCCAGCAAAGCUGUAACUGUUUCUUUCAAUAAUAUCCAAAUACUAUUAAAAUUGAAGAAAGUAAUUUUUUUUUUUUAAAAAUUACAUUUUAGUAACUUGCACCUUUGCCCUGUGAUCCACAUUCGAAAUUAGAGGUCUUGAAGCUUAGGCCAGGCUCAGGCAUAAGAUUGUGUGCGAUUUCCCUAGUACAAUACUGUCAAAUAAUAGCUGGAGCAAUUCAGUGCAAUAUGUUCAUAUUGUUAAUUGGUGUUCUCAUCCUGUAUAAACACUCCAUUCAAUUUAGAAAGAUGUAAUUGCUCAGAUCUCCAGCAACUAAGUUUCUUUGAAUCCUUGAUCAGGUAACAUUUUCACAUUUGUUAAUCCUUAUCUAACUAGUUAUGCAUAAAUAUUAUUAUUGAUGUUUUUCUUGUUCUGGUUCCUAGUUAGUUGCUGGGGAUGUUUAGUUAGUGGAACUGAGGCCACAAUCUGUGCAUUUUAUCAGAGGCAACAAACCAAAGUUUGAAAUAAAUUGACUAAAAUUAUUAUUUACAUAGAAGAAUAUUGUUUCCCUUGCCACUUAAACCAAAAUAUGCACAAAUAUUUAUUUAGGCAAUGGUUGCUUCCUUGACUUUCGUUAAUAGCUUAUCCUGUGCAACAAUUCAGAUACUUGUAUCAAAUGAAAAUCUUCCCAUCGUGCAUGUUGGAGAAAGACAAUUUGUUCUGGUAUGGAAUAAUAUUCAUGUCUGUUAGAAUCACCACAAAAUCCGGGUGGAGAUGCCCAUCUGAAAAUUAUUAUUAUAGUAAAUGAGAAGAUCGGAGCAACUCCAUUUUAUAACAACUUGCAUCUGUAAAGCACCUUUAACAUGGUAAAGUGCUCCAGGUAUUUCAAAGUUCUUAAUGUGAUAUAUCAAAUGUUCCAAACCACAAUUUCACAUGAAAAUUUAACUUCUGUCCAGGAUGGAUUUUGUGCUGAAAUCCAAUCCAUAUAUAGUGCAAUAAAAGGAAUACCAUGUCCCAUGGAGAUCUGUUAAAUAUAAAUUAUUUCCCAAAACAUAUUAACUUUCCAAAUAUCCUGAUUGUAAAGAGGAUGGUGGAAACAAACCAAAGGUGUUGAAGUGUGUUUUUCUUUUCCCCCCCACUGCAUUGAGUACAACAAAUGGAUAUUGUGAUUUUUGGUUUUGACGUGCUUUGCGGAACCAGAUUAGUGAAUAAUGGCCAUUGCUACGUAUACUUUUCAUGUGAACGGAGCUACACUGAACAGCUGCUGCUUCAUGGCACCUGUAGGUGGGGACAAUCAUGAUGUUCAAUAAACCAGUUAUGCUCUAAUUGUAUACUGGUUUUGAUAAUUGUACUUAGCUUACUGGGUAGACUUAAUUAACAAGGAAACACUACUCAUAUUUCCAAAUACAAUAUGUACAAAGUUUUGUAAGCUUUUUUGUAGUAACUGGGAACUCAAAGAUCCCGUGAUAUUCAAUGAUGUAAUUUGUACACCAUGUAAAUAAGCAUAAAUAAUGCAAAUUUCAGGCUGAUUCUGCACCUAAUUGUGUAAUCAUUUAUAAUUUAUAACUGCAAUGAAAGCACUUUGUGUAUGUUUUUAUAGUGUUUAAAAACUGCUAUUUGUAAAGUAAACUCACUGACCUCAAAUAAAAUGUUAAGAUGAA